AUGCGCGCGGAGUUCUUUGCGAAGCUGAUGAAGUUUCCGUUCGUUGUCAUGCGCAAGACGGACUCGGAUGCAAAAGGCAUGAUGGGUCGUCUCUACGACCUCAUGCUCCAGCUCACUGAGGACAUACGGGACUUCCUCGACGAGCACGCAGAAGGGGUCCUGACAAGGGGAGAGGUGGGAGAUAUUUGGAAGGUCGUGCAGGACCGUAAGGACAACGGGCUGGCGUGCGACAUGCACGUGGUUGGUCGCAUCCUCAACCCCACCAACCAGGAAGAGGGCAUCUUCCUCCAUGACCUCGAGUGCACGAGGAUUUUCAAGAAGUUUGUGUCCAAGCACUUCGACGACCAGACCAUCACCACGAAGGGCGGGGUCGAGCGCCGUGCCUCCCUCAUCAUCCAGGAAGGCCUCAUUGCCUUCAUAAACCUGACGGGCUGCUUUGGCAUGCCCGACGCUAUUGCCGACCGUGCGGCAGUGAAGGAGGGCAAGAUGACCGCGCCCAACGGCACUGCCACAGGUCACAAUGGCACUGGUGUGGCUCUGCUUCAGUCUCACAAAGGCCUAUACUCACUAUACACUGCACUGUGUCCGCUCAUAGUGCUCCUUUGGUGGAUGGACGUCACUCAAGGGCAAGUGAGGGAGUGGUUGCGCCUCUGGGGCUCGGUUGUGACAGCUAAGCCGCUGAAGCUGAAGAGAGCAGCUGCGUCCUUCAUGUGCAACCAUCCCUUCAUUCUGCAUCGCUCAUCCCCUGUCAUGUGCUGCCAUGUGCCACCUUCUACCAUCAUGUGCAGUGAGCUUGGCAGUGCCAGAAUGAAGAUAAUAAUGAGGGCUGUUGUGGUGGGACUGAGUCAAAGAGCGGGAACAGACUUGCUGCAAGCUUCUAUGGAGAUUGCAGAGAAGAGAAUAAGCACAUUGGAGAGGCACCUGGAAGAUUCAAGAAAGGAACUGGAGGAGCGUGAGAGAAUGAAAGCUGAACUAAGUGAGCUGAGAAGGCAGGUGUAG
This is a messenger RNA of Closterium sp. NIES-65, 999 nucleotides long. The record is from the annotation of a GenBank genome assembly. Lineage: Eukaryota; Viridiplantae; Streptophyta; Zygnematophyceae; Desmidiales; Closteriaceae.